Molecule: messenger RNA, 2521 nt
Organism: Punica granatum (pomegranate)
Lineage: Eukaryota; Viridiplantae; Streptophyta; Magnoliopsida; Myrtales; Lythraceae
Source: RefSeq, a predicted model, not a curated record
CUGUGAAUAAGGGGGGGGGGGGGGGAGGAGCCAACCGAGGAUUGAAAAUUGAGAGAGAGACCAGAGAGGAGGUUCAAAAUCGGAAGCGGAUUGGUAAGUGCAUAUUGUCAAGCUCUUCAAGGCUUAUCUGCAGUUCUUUAGAUUCAAGGAAUCCUUGAGUGCCGGAGGUGUUCUUUCUGAGCAAACAGAGGAAGCAUGGGCAAAUUACUAGCCAUAGAAUUUGUAUCAUUGAUGGUUUUGUUACUGGGGCAUCUGAGUGGUAGUAUGCAAUCAGCACCCUUACCAAAUCCCGACUGCAAGCGCAAAUGUGGGAAUGUAACGAUUUACUUCCCGUUUGGAAUGGAAAGUGAUGGUUGUUUCUUAAAUGAGUGGUAUGAGAUUGACUGCCGACAGAAUGGCACCAGUCCAUGGCUGAAGAAGAUUGAUUUGGAGUUGCGCGACAUCACACUGCCAUAUAUUAUUUAUCGUGAAAUCCAGAAUAUCAGUCUCGGCGGCACUGUUGAUGUGAUUCUUCCUAUCGUAUAUUCAAAAAAUUGUACUGGUAGCAAGAGUACCAGUGGGGGGGGGGCCAAGCUUGGUGGGAAGCCCCUUUCUCUACUCAAAUGAAAAUGAGUUCGUCGCAAUCGGUUGUAACCACCUCACAAUGAUCAACAACACUGGAUCUAGAAUUGUUGGUUGCAGAACCAAAUGCCCAGGAGGCAACAUCAGCAAGUUUAGUGAUUGUACCGGUAGUAAUGGUUGCUGCAGCUCGAGCAUCUACUCUCAAAUGGUUCUUCAGGAAUUUAGUGUGAGUUUUGACGAAGAUGGAUUAUCAACUGGGAGAGACCAGGCAUGUAAUUAUGCAUUCCUUGCUAAGGAUUCAUUGACGAAAGAGACGGACAUUUACGGGCUGCUUAGUGGAGGCUACAUGCAGGGGUUGCUGGACUGGGGAGUUGCCGACAAUGGGGGUCUCCAAGUGACAUGUGGAGAAAAUGAUUCACAUCCAUCUGGGUCCUGCUUCAGAGGCCACAGUGACAAAUUAACCGAUGGACUACGGAUAUACUACUGCAGCAAAGGCUAUGUCGGUAAUCCCUAUCUCAUAGAUGGUUGUCAAGAUAUCAACGAAUGUGAAGAUCCGGAUCUCAAUCAUUGCCCUAUCGGGUGUGAAAAUACUGCUGGAAGCUUUCAUUGCAAGCACAGUAGCAACACUAUCAAACUCGCUCUGAUGAUAGGUAUUGGGACCGGGAUUGGGAUUCUACUUUUACUUCUUCUUGGGUGGUGGUUGCACAAGAUCGGAAAGAAGAGAGAAGAAAUCAAGCGUAAAGAGAAGUUCUUCAAAAGAAAUGGUGGUGUUCUGCUUCAACAGCAAUUAUCUGCACCUGAAGGCAACGUUGAGAGAAGUAAAUUGUUCGAUUCCAAGGAGUUAGAGAAAGCUACUGACAACUUUAAUGAAGAUAGGGUGCUCGGGAAAGGUCAUCAAGGAACUGUCUAUAAAGGAAUGCUGACGGAUGGAAGAAUUGUCGUGGUCAAGAAGUCUGCUGCAGUAGAUGCCGGAAAUGUCAAGCAGUUUAUCAAUGAGGUUCUUGUUCUCUCCCAAAUUAAUCACAGGAGUGUGGUUAAGCUAUUAGGGUGCUGUUUGGAGACUGAAGUCCCACAUCUGGUAUACGAGUUCAUUCCAAACGGAACUUUGUAUCAGUAUAUCCAUGAGCCUGAUGAGAGAUCACCCGUGACAUGGGAGGCACGGCUACAAAUUGCCACAGAAGUUGCAGGAGCCCUUUCAUACUUGCAUUCAGGAGCAUCUAUCCCGAUCUAUCAUCGCGACAUCAAGUCUACUAAUAUACUCUUAGACGAGAAUUAUCGAGCAAAAGUAGCAGACUUUGGAACUUCGAGAUCACUGUCCCUUGACCAAACUCGUCUGACCACAUUGGUGCAGGGGACAAUUGGGUACUUGGAUCCAGAGUACUCCCAAUCAAAUCAACUUACAGAUAAAAGUGAUGUCUAUAGCUUCGGAGUAGUCCUUGUUGAGCUCUUAACGGGACGAGAGCCUGUGUCCUCAUUAAGAGUGCAUGACAAGGGAAGUUUGGCUUCAUACUUCAUCCUUUCAAUGGAAGAGGAUCAUCUGUUGGAUAUUUUGGAUCCUGAAAUACUGAAGCAGGACAGUAAAGAGGAGAUCAUUGUUGCUGCCCACAUUGCAAGAAGAUGUCUAAAUAUGAAGGGCAAGAAACGACCCACGGUGAGACAAGUAGCGAUGGAGUUGGAGGCCAUACAGAGCUCCCGGUCUCCUGUUGAUAUCCAGCUAACAGGAAUAUGGUAGGGAUGCUCAGGCACUGAUCAAGCAGAUGAAACUCAUGAUUUUGCUUCGACGUCGACAUUCUCUGGAGUAAUAUCUGAAGUUAGUUUGAUAUCAGGUGUAGACACAAAAAUACAUGCGCAAACAUGGUGAAAGUUUACAGAUGUCAUCAUUCUUGUUCUUCUCAUAUGUAUUUGUGGUGAAAUAAGUGAAAGACAAAUUAAGAGCAAUAGUGGAUUUUGUUGUGUCAAA